Lodderomyces orthopsilosis Co 90-125 is the source of this 1926-nucleotide messenger RNA. RefSeq names its product bifunctional K:H/Na:H antiporter (gene NHX1). The transcript has a single exon. Gene Ontology annotation, molecular function: sodium:proton antiporter activity. The record is from RefSeq and is a predicted model, not a curated record. The coding region runs from base 1 to 1926 and encodes 641 amino acids. NCBI's taxonomy places the organism in Eukaryota, Fungi, Ascomycota, Pichiomycetes, Serinales, Debaryomycetaceae. Gene Ontology annotation, biological process: proton transmembrane transport; sodium ion transport; vacuolar acidification. Gene Ontology annotation, cellular component: fungal-type vacuole membrane; early endosome; late endosome.
AUGACAAGUCUAGCUUUAUAUACCUUCAAACAAUUAGAAAAGGGAGCCAUAUCAGAUGAUUUAGAUGAUUCACCAGAUACACCGGUAGCAGGUGACGACCCUUUGGAAGACUCCAAUCCCGUCGAGAAUGAAAUAUUUUCCUCUUGGGCAUUAUUCAUCUUGUUGUUGUUAUUGAUGUUAGCCCUAUGGUCUUCCUAUUUCCUACAACAGAGAAGAAUUAAGGCUAUUCAUGAGACUGUAUUGUCAAUCUUUUGUGGUAUGAUUGUCGGAUUAAUCAUCAGACUUAGUCCUGGGCAUUACAUACAAGAUGCCGUCAAAUUCAAUCCGGGAUACUUUUUCAAUAUAUUGUUGCCCCCGAUCAUCCUAAACAGUGGUUAUGAACUACAUCAGGCAAACUUUUUUAGAAAUAUUGGUAGUAUUUUAACAUUUGCCAUACCGGGGACGUUUAUAUCAGCUUUGGUUGUUGGAAUAAUUGUGUACAUAUGGACCUCCAUCGGAUUGGAUAGUGUCAAGUUAGAGUUCGUUGACGCAUUGGCUGUGGGAGCUACACUAUCUGCUACGGAUCCAGUAACCAUUUUAUCCAUAUUCAAUGCUUACAAAGUUGAUCCAAAGUUGUACACAAUCAUCUUUGGGGAAUCUUUGUUAAAUGAUGCUAUUUCCAUCGUCAUGUUUGAAACUUGUCAAAAAUUCCAUGGACAACCCGUCAAAUUUUCAUCAUUCUUUGAAGGUAUCGGCUUGUUCUUGAUGACAUUUACCAUUUCCACCAUUAUUGGAAUAGCAAUUGGUAUACUAGUGGCAUUGAUUUUAAAACAUUCACAUGUGAGGAGGUAUCCCCAAAUCGAAACAUGUUUGGUCUUGUUGUUUGCCUACCAGUCAUACUUUUUCUCCAAUGGAGCACACAUGUCGGGAAUUGUAUCUUUGCUAUUCUGCGGUAUUACAUUGAAACAUUAUGCUUAUUAUAACAUGUCAAGACGUACUCAAAUUGCGACAAAAUACAUUUUCCAAUUACUAGCACAAUUGUCGGAGAACUUUAUAUUCAUCUAUCUUGGAUUAUCAUUAUUCACCGAAGUUGAGCUUGUUUUCAAACCAUUGUUGAUUAUUGUCGCAUUCAUAUCCAUCUGUGUUGCUAGAUGGUCAGCUGUGUUUCCAUUAUCAAGAUUCCUCAACUUUUUAUACCGUGCAAGGCUUGAAAAAUACAGUGGCAUUUCAAACAUGAACUCCAAUGGCAGCUUGUCAUUGAAUGUUCCUGAUGAAAUUAGCCACUCAUACCAAAUGAUGAUUUUCUGGGCUGGUUUGAGAGGAGCAGUUGGCGUUGCUUUGGCUAUGGGUUUUGGUGGUGAUGCCAAAUGGACUCUACUCGCAACGGUGUUGGUUGUUGUUGUGCUAACUGUGAUCCUAUUUGGUGGUACAACUGCAUCCAUGUUAGAGAUUUUGGGUAUCAAGACAGGGUGCAUUGAUGAGACGGCGGAUUCGGAUGACGAAUUCGAUAUUGAAGCUCCCAGAUUCCCACUUCAGCCAAAUCUUACGUCACAGCAAGUCGUUCUCGGAAAUAGAAGAUUUAUGAAAUCGCAACCGAAAGUUGCUCCAUUCAAAGACAGCACCUCCAACAACUCCUCGGCGGUCAAUUUACUCGACAACGAGUCAAAUCCUAAUAUAAUCAAUGGUGGUGACGACGAAGAGGAGUUGAUUGGCAGCGAUGUUGAUGAAUUUAGAUCAGAUUCCUUAUCAUCACCAACAUUCAACAAUACAAAUAUCAACGGAGACAGAGGGGUGCUAGGAGCUAUUCUCAGCGCAGAGGAACAUGCUAGAUGGUUCACUAGAUUCGAUGAAGAGGUUUUAAAACCAGUUUUAUUAGACACAGUACCUGGUAUUCAAUCCAGUGCCAGCAACAGUAGUACCAAUUUAAGUGGAAGUAGAAGAGAUUGA